Messenger RNA from Salvelinus sp. IW2-2015, 1172 nucleotides. RefSeq names its product stonustoxin subunit beta-like. Gene Ontology annotation, molecular function: protein binding. The record is from RefSeq and is a predicted model, not a curated record. NCBI's taxonomy places the organism in Eukaryota, Metazoa, Chordata, Actinopteri, Salmoniformes, Salmonidae.
AUGCCACCGCUCAGUCCCCUGGACCCAGACACGGCCCACCCCACCCUGGUCCUCUUGGAGGGUCCCCAGGGGGCUCACUGUGGAGAGGAGCCCCAGUCCUACCCCCUCCACCCCUUGCGCUUCGACUCCGUGGCCCAGGUCCUCUGUAGGGAGGGCCAGUUUGGAGGGGCCAGCUACUGGGAGGUGGAGUGGAGGGGAGGAGGGUGGGUGGACAUUGGGAUGACGUACAAAGGGAUCGGACGUAAAGGAGGCGGAAAACCCUGUCUGCUGGGACGGAACGAGAACUCAUGGCGUCUGAGGUGCACGCACGCCGGGUACGCCGCGUGGCACGAUAACCGGAAGACGACCGUAGCUGCGCCCCUGUGCCCGCGGAUCGGCGUGUUUCUGGAACACCAGAAGGGAGCGUUGUCCUUCUAUAGUGUGGCGUCGGACGCCGUUUCCCUGCUCCACACGUUCAGGUGUCCGUUCUCUCAGRCGCUGUACCCAGCGUUUCGGUUGGACCUGGACGCCACACUGUUGAUAUGUCCACAUGAAACACACAACGGGAACUAACCUCUUCUGUUUCUGGAUCUCUUAUUUCCACCCAAUGGGAACUCUUCCUGCGUACUGCCGAACAAAUACCAUUGAUUACAAGUAAACACAAAUGUGCUUUUCAGCCCCAGAAAGGACCCAACAUGAACCCUACCUAACUCUUUACUGCUCCCUCUCUCUUUCUGAACACCUUCUCUUGACCCAAUGGGAACCCAUCCUAGAGCCCAAARCUAACUCUGCUGCCCUCUCUUGUUAUGGCCAGAACCCUGCUUUAGCUUUACCAGGUACCUCAACUCCUCCACUGUGUUUAAAAUGAACCUCCUAAUAGCUACAACCAACAACUGAUUGUUUACUCAUUGUUGUUGCUCUACAUUUCAGUCAUUUAGCACACACUCUUAUUCAGGGCAACGUACAGGAGCAAUUAAGGUGAAGUGCCUUACUCAKGGGCACAUCGACAGAUUUUUWACUUAGUCAGRUCGGGGAUUCAAACCAGCAACCUUUCAGUUACUGGCCCAACACUCUUKACCGCUCGGCUACCUGCCUCCCUGAAAUGUCGACUCAAGAUGUCAACUCAGCAUAGGUCCACGGUAAGGGAUUAAUCAUUUACAUUGACAUCAAUCAAUCAUUUUUGUAUUGUUGCC